Vicugna pacos (alpaca) is the source of this 1099-nucleotide messenger RNA. The record is from RefSeq and is a predicted model, not a curated record. NCBI's taxonomy places the organism in Eukaryota, Metazoa, Chordata, Mammalia, Artiodactyla, Camelidae.
AUGGGGUGCGGGGUGUGGAGGAAGCAGCGCGUGGCGCGCAACGUAGGGGGUGGCUCCGCCGGGACUGCGAUGACCCUGGUCAGCGCCCCGCGCCCGGAUCCCCGCCAACACAGCCUGGCAUUAGCAUCCUUCAAGCGCCAGCAGGAGCAGGGCUUCCAGGAGCAAAGUGCUCUGGCAGCUGAAGCCCGUGAGACCCGUCGUCAGGAGCUCCUAGAGAAGAUUGCCGAGGGCCAGGCUGCGAAGAAGCAGAAGCUGGAACAGGAAUCAGGGACCAGUGGGAGCCAGGAGCCCAGUGGAAACCAAGCUGCAGAAGAGAAUGAGGCCAGUGCUAGCCAGGCUGCUGGGGAGCAUGAAGAAGCAGGUGAAGGCUCCUCCUCUCCCCAACCGGGGCCUUCAAACGGAGUGGCCCCUUUGCCCAGGUCUGCUCUGCUCGUCCAGCUGGCCACUGCCAGGCCUCGGCCCAUCAAGGCUAGGCCCCUGGACUGGCGUGUCCAGUCCAAAGACUGGCCCCAUGCUGGCCGCCCUGCCCACGAGCUUCGCUACAGCAUCUACAGGGAUCUGUGGGAGCGAGGCUUCUUCCUCAGCGCUGCCGGCAAGUUCGGGGGCGACUUCCUGGUCUAUCCUGGCGACCCACUCCGUUUCCAUGCUCACUACAUCGCUCAGUGCUGGGCUCCUGGGGACCCCAUCCCACUCCAGGACCUGGUUUCUGCUGGCCGCCUGGGAACCAGUGUCAGGAAGACGCUGCUCCUGUGCUCUCCGCAGCCUGAUGGUAAGGUGGUCUACACGUCCCUGCAGUGGGCCAGCCUGCAGUGAACUCCAGAGACCUACGGGCCCGGGGCUGAGUCUCUGAAGAGCCUUUCUAGCUGGUCCCAGGCUCAUCUCCGAGUGGGAGGCUGGAAUGCCCUCCUACCUCUCUCCGUGGUUAGUUUUUGAUUCCAGAGUUAUAAACACUACAUCCUUCUUAUGUCCCUCCCCAUUUCAAAGCACUUCAUGGCUGUGUUGUUUUUCUAGUUACCUGAGCUUGAGUGUGAUAGCUGGUUCAUCUCUGUUUUCUACAGGGCUUAGGUCCCAAGAAGUCUCAAUAAACUUGUUGAGUAGA